Messenger RNA from Lodderomyces theae, 1668 nucleotides. RefSeq names its product myo-inositol transporter (gene ITR1). Gene Ontology annotation, molecular function: myo-inositol:proton symporter activity. NCBI's taxonomy places the organism in Eukaryota, Fungi, Ascomycota, Pichiomycetes, Serinales, Debaryomycetaceae. Gene Ontology annotation, biological process: transmembrane transport. The record is from RefSeq and is a predicted model, not a curated record. The transcript has a single exon. The coding region runs from base 1 to 1668 and encodes 555 amino acids. Gene Ontology annotation, cellular component: membrane.
AUGAAAAAGGAUUUACAAGUUGGUGCCGAUGGCAGCAAAAUCACUCGAGUUGUUAGUUCGGAGUUGAACAGUCUGCACUCAUCUGUCACAUCUACAAACUCCUCAAAAGAUUUGCUACCUAAUGUGGUGUCCAACUCCAACUCAGCAUACGAGGCGGAGUCUGUACAAGUUUCUGAAUCAGAAACUCGUCCUUCAAAGAUUGUCAUUCUUUUGACUUUGGUAUCGUCAAUAUCUGGAUUCAUGUUUGGUUAUGAUACCGGUUAUAUAUCGUCUGCUUUGGUACAAAUAGGGACAGAUUUGUCAAACAAGAUCUUGACAUCUGGUGAAAAGGAAUUUAUCACUUCUGCCACAUCACUUGGUGCUUUGUUGGGCGCUAUAUUGGGUGGUGUAUUGGCCAAUUUGAUUGGAAGAAAAAGGGUCUUGUUGGGAUCUAAUGUCAUUUUUGUGGUGGGAACAAUAAUACAGCUUGCUGCCAAAACAGUAUGGACCAUGAUUGUGGGCAGAUUCAUCUUGGGAUGGGGUGUUGGUAUUGCAUCCUUGAUUGCGCCCCUCAUGUUGUCCGAGCUUGCACCUUCAAAGUACCGUGGUCGGUUAAUUGUUACAAAUGUCAUGUUCAUUACAGGCGGCCAAUUAGUCGCUUACCUUAUCAACUGGGGGUUGACUCGUGUUGCACAUGGAUGGAGGGUUUCCGUUGGAUUGUGUAUGGUACCAGCCGUACUCCAAUCGGUCUUGUUCUUCUUUUUACCCGAUACUCCAAGAUAUUACGUGAUGAAUGGUGACAUACCGAAGGCAAAGCAAGUAUUGAGAAAGAUUCACAAUAACCCAUCAGAUGCUUUUAUAGAUGCCUCAAUUGAGGACAUGAUCCAAUCUGAUUCAACAGUACCCGGAAACAAUCCAUUGCAAAAGGCAUGGGAGUCGAUAAAAAUCAUCCACACCACGCCAGGAAACUUCAGAGCGUUGAUACUUGCAUGUGGCCUUCAAGGUAUUCAGCAGUUUACUGGGUUCAACUCUUUGAUGUAUUUUAGUACGACCAUUUUUGAAACUAUUGGGUUCAAGAACUCAACUGCUGUGUCGAUUAUCAUAUCAGCCACCAAUUUUGUAUUCACUGGGAUUGCACUUUGCAUCAUUGACAAGGUUGGAAGAAGACGGAUUCUACUUAUAGGUAUGCCAUGCAUGUGUGGAGCCUUGGUUGUAUGUGCAAUUGCUUUCCAUUUUCUCAAUGUCGACUUUUCCUCUGGAGUUACAAUUCACACGAGAGGUAUCAGUGGGUGGGGGAUUGUGGUCAUUAUUGGUAUGAUCUUAUACGUUGCUUCAUAUGCAAUAGGUAUUGGAAAUGCAGCAUGGGUUGGAGUUGAAUUGUUUUCAGACGUCAAUGUUAGAUCCAUUGGUGGAAUGUAUGCGGCCUGCACAAAUUGGGCUGGAUCUUUGGUGAUUGCUUCUACGUUUUUAACAAUGUUGGAGAAAAUAACACCUACAGGAACAUUUUCAUUCUUUGCAGGGCUUUGUGUGAUUGCGUUCUUUUUCGUUUAUUUCUUGCUUCCUGACACCGCUGGUUUGGAGUUGGAGGAGACUACAAACUUUUUAACUAAAGGGUUCAAUGUGAAGCAGUCGAUUGCUUUGUCGAAGGCCAGGAAGAGAAAGUCCAAGUACACUUCUGGAAGCGUUUAG